AUGUACGACACCACGACCAAGGAAGCUAUAGAGCUCCUGGGAGGGGGCGCACUUGGGAGGGCCCCGGGCGGCGUCCGUGGUAUGGCGUCUGGGGCUCCCCUGGUAUGGUCUCUGGGAGGGGCCACAGCCCUUGAAGGGCACCUUGGGGGCUCCACAGCUUCUGCGAGGGUCCCUGACGGAUCUGCCGCCCCUGACACGCCUCCUGGGAUCGCGGCCGUCCCUGGGAUGGCCCCUGGGAUGGCCCCUGGGAGAGCCCUUGGGGAACAAGCGCACCUAACAGGGCCCCUAAGGGCGUCGCCGUUUCUGGGAGGACCCCUGGGAGGGCCCGUGGGAGUGCCACUGUCUCUGGUAGAGCCCAUAGGGGCGCCAGUGCCCCUGACAUGGCCCCAGGAGGGCGCCACCACCCCUGAAAGUGUCCCUCGGGGCGCCGCCGUCCUUGGGAGAACCACUGUCCCAAGGAGAUCCCCUGGCGGCGCUGCCGUCCUUGGGAAUGUCCCUGAGAGCGCCGCUGUCUCUGCGAGGGUCCCUGGAAGCGACGCUGUCCCUGGGAGAGCCCCUGGUGUGCCAGCACCCCUGGCAGAACCCCUGGGGACGCCACCAUACCUGAAAAGUGCCCCUGGGGUGUGGCUGUACCGUCAAUAG
Messenger RNA from Homarus americanus (American lobster), 642 nucleotides. RefSeq names its product tetra-peptide repeat homeobox protein 1-like. NCBI's taxonomy places the organism in Eukaryota, Metazoa, Arthropoda, Malacostraca, Decapoda, Nephropidae. The transcript has a single exon. Bases 1 to 642 code for a protein of 213 amino acids. The record is from RefSeq and is a predicted model, not a curated record.